AUGCCUAAGCCGUACUUCAUCCACUUUGCCGUUACGCACGCCGACUUCCGUAUUCCCGAACUCCUAUCUGUUGCACAAUGCUAUGGUUUCGAAGUAGGCCUUCCGUCUGAGCCAGAAAUUGAUAACAACCGUCCGUUUUUACAAUUAGAAAUCAACAAUGAUGAAGAUGCCAAAGUUUUGGCUCAGCGAUGCAUUCUUGUCAAGGCAGUCUAUGCGCUGUGGGGUCAUGGGGAGUCUUAUGAUGAACUUCAUGCGAUGAAUAAACGAAACAGAGCUAUCUGGGAUACCGAUCAUUACAACUCCGCUCGAUUCAGGUUUAACGUCAUGGCGUAUUCGCAUACCCUCUCAAAAGAGAGACAAAGAGAUAUCAUGAACUCUUUUGCAUAUAUGGGCUAUCAGGGAAAAAUCGAUAUGAAAGAUCCUGAGUUUAUCAUGGCUUGUAUUGAGGAAUAUCCUGAUUCACGCGGCUGGCCAAGACAUAAGCGACAGGUCGAUGGUGAAUUUCGCCAGGUAAUUUUUGGAAGACUGAUUGCUGAAGGAACAGCUCGAAAGCUUAUUGCUACAUUCGAUGUGAAAAAACGAUCUUACUAUGGUAAUACAAGUAUGGAGGCGGAGGUGUCGUUAUUGAUGGCCAAUCAAACCCUGACCGCGGCCUACUUCGGAGCGUUGGUUUUUGGAAGCGACAUUGACGGUAGACAAAUGCGUGGCAAAGACACCACGCCAGGAAUUCGGAAAGCUGCCACGCAGUAUGGUGUGCUACCUCGCGUAUUGGAUCUUUGUACCUUUGACGUCACUCAAGGGCCCCUUAGGCGAGGAGGGUUGUUCGAUGCAAUAGUAACCGAUCCGCCUUAUGGUGUCCGCGCUGGAGCCAAAAGGCUCGGAAGGAAAGACGGCCAGGAAAUGCGAACAGAGCCCCUCAUCUUACAAGACGGAUCUCUAUCUCACACCCACAAAACAUAUGUACCCCCUACCAAACCCUACGAGCUCUCAGCCCUGGCAUCAGACCUUGUUGAACUGGCUCGGUAUCUGCUUGUCCCAGGUGGUCGCCUGGUGUUCUUCCUCCCCACUGUUACGGAUGAUUAUGCGCCAGUAGACAUCCCCAAUUGCGAGGGUAUGCAACUAAUCGCCAAUAGUCUGCAAAAUUUUGGAAAAUGGGGUAGACGACUGAUUACGAUGGAAAAAAUUACCAAAGAAGAGUAUACUGCACCUACGUUCGGGCUGGAGCAAUAUGUCAACGAGCAUGUUCCAGCCCACAAAAAUUUCAGGGACAAAUACUUUAAGGGGUUCCGUAAGGGGGACGAAGUAGAUACGGGUACGGAUAGUCUGGAUAUACCCAAUUAA
This is a messenger RNA of Rhizoctonia solani, 1341 nucleotides long. RefSeq lists its product as uncharacterized. The transcript is spliced from 10 exons. The record is from RefSeq and is a predicted model, not a curated record. Gene Ontology annotation, cellular component: cytoplasm. Gene Ontology annotation, biological process: methylation. Gene Ontology annotation, molecular function: nucleic acid binding. NCBI's taxonomy places the organism in Eukaryota, Fungi, Basidiomycota, Agaricomycetes, Cantharellales, Ceratobasidiaceae. The coding region runs from base 1 to 1341 and encodes 446 amino acids.